Messenger RNA from Somion occarium, 1961 nucleotides. Lineage: Eukaryota; Fungi; Basidiomycota; Agaricomycetes; Polyporales; Cerrenaceae. The record is from the annotation of a GenBank genome assembly.
GAAGCGCCGUCGUAGUACGCCUAUAAAGACUCUCUUCUCGUCUGCCACGGUAUCUCUCUAAGUCUCCCGCUCUAAACAUCUUUAUGAUAUCUCACUCUAAGCACUCCUCAAUCACGUUUUGACAAUGUCAGAUUAUACAGGCCCUCCGAGCGAUGCUUAUGAUUCUGACGGGUCCGAUUUCGAAGAUUUUCAGGACAACGACUCCGAUUACGAUGUUCCUGUCGCAAAAGACAAAGGAAAAGAGAAAGUAAAUGACGUCGAACAUCGUAGCCUCUCCGCUGUAUGUCUGCAACAGACGUUAGACGAUGACAUACGCCGUGUGGCAAGUGUCACCGGUCUAGAGCACCCUAUUGUGUCUAUCCUACUACAGCACUUUCGAUGGAAUGAAGACCGCCUUUUCCAGAGGUUCAUGGACUCGCCCUCCUCUGCCCUUCAAGAAGCUGGCGAGCCUAAGGAUGAACUGACCAUCAGUCGUCCCGCGAAGCGUGUCAAACUGACUCCGGAGUUAUUUUCUUGUGGAAUCUGUUGCGAUGAGCCUGAUCCGUCCGAGGUUUCCAAGUUACGCUGUGGCCACUCGUUCUGUUCCAACUGUUGGCAGACUUACAUCCGUUCAAAAGUGAUUGAAGAUGGACAGGUUCUUUUCGGAUGUAUGGAAGAUAGUUGUCGGACAGCAGUUGAUGAAUCGUUCCUUGCCAAACAUGCGGAUACUGCAUGCCAAGAUAGAUACAAGGAACUACUCAGACGCGACUAUGUCGCUGCAAACCCCAACCUACGAUACUGCCCUUACCCCUCUUGUACAGAGACGGUCUUCUGCACUGGAGGACGUGCUUCUUCACUCGUUGUGGAAGUCCCGACGGUCACCUGCGGCAAUGGACACUCGUUCUGUUUCGGAUGUGGUAUGGAUAGUGACCAUCGGCCGUGCAUUUGCAAGUACGUCAAUUUAUGGUUGAAGGGCGCCCGCGAGGAUUCAGGGACUGCUCAAUGGAUGAAGGCGAACACCCGCGAAUGUCCCAAGUGUCACCAUAAUAUUGAAAAAGCCGGUGGUUGCAACCGAAUUGUUUGUAGGUUUUGUCGAUUUCAAUUCUGCUGGUUGUGUCUCAAGGAUUGGGAUGUCCAUGGAUACAAUGGAAACGAGAAUUGCACCGCAUGGAAGGAGCUGGAACCCGACGAUGACGCGACUGCGGCUCAACAGCUGCUGAAGAAGUUCUUGUUCUACUUCGAUCGAUUCAAUAAUCACGAACUUUCGGCUAAGCUUGAUCAACAGCUUUGUGAACAGACUGAAGAGCGGAUGCUGAGAGUGCAGGAAACUGGGCAACUAUCUUGGAUCGAGUCGAAAUUCAUGAAACAAGCUGUGGACGAACUCACCAAAUGCCGGGUGUCUCUGAAAUGGUCAUAUGCCAUGGCGUAUUACCUUGCACCAGGCAAUCACAAAGAGAUCUUCGAGGACUUACAGGCCAACCUCGAGGCAGCUGUUGAAGAGCUGUCUCAGAUGCUUGAGGAGGAGAUCGAAGAGGAUACUGUGAAGAGCCUCCGACAGCGUAUGAUGGAUAAGACUAUCUACGUGCACCUCAGACAUGACAUUUUGCUCCGUGACACUGCAGCAGGUCUGCUUGAAGGUCGCUGGGAAUGGGUCGACAAGUCACAAUAGACAGUCGAUCUAUACUCGAGGUUGUUAGCACUCUCUUUUCAAUGGAGCGAUACCUGUAGUCUUUCAAUGGCUGUUCAAUACACAAGAGAGGUGGUUAAUGAUACUGUGUUAAAUCUAUAAUGUCUUACAAUUCGGAUUAGAGAAACAUAAUACACUACAGAUGCGCAUGGAAGUUAGGUACAGGGUUGAAAAAGUCCAGAGUCGAUGUUGCCCAAGUUCACUGUCUUGACACUAAAUGGGCGACGUGUAGACACGACAUCUCUAAAUUUUGAACCCAUAACUGCGCAUGCAGGCAAUGUGUUUCUGGACGACC